AUGGCGACAACAGCUCAGUAUAUUCCGAGGAAUAACUCUUUACCGUCCAACCCGCUCAUGCAUCCGGAUUCGGAUAGGAUGCACCAGGGGACGACCUACAGAGAGGUGCAGAAAAUGAUGCACCAUGAGUACUUGCAAGGGCUUGCGGCUACCAACACGGGACACCCGAUGAGCCUGACGCACCACCAGUGGCUGCCCUCCUCCAACACCGACUGGUCCAGCGGCACCCACAUCGGACAGCAGGAGCACAAAGCCAGCGUGCAGGCGACCAGAGAGGACCUGAGCAGCGGCUUCCACCACAGAUCUCACCUGGUGCACCAGCAGACGCAGAGUGGCCACCAUGGUUCGUGGGCGCCUACCACGACCCAUCACUUAUCCCCGCUGUCCCCAGCAUCCAACGGCCACCAGUCACUGGUCUACUCUCAGCCUGGAUACACAAACCUCAACGCAAUGCUGAGUCCCCAGCCCGGCGCCCUGCACCAUGGCAUGCGGGACCCGCUCCACGAUGAUUCGGGCAGCCACGACAACCAGAUGGAGUCGCCCCAGCAGGCGUUCAGCCACCACCAGGACCAUUCGGACGAGGACGCGCCCAGCUCCGACGACCUGGAGCAGUUCGCCAAGCAGUUCAAGCAGCGGCGGAUCAAACUGGGCUUUACGCAGGCGGACGUGGGCUUGGCCUUGGGCACCCUGUACGGAAACGUCUUUUCUCAGACCACAAUCUGCAGGUUUGAGGCGCUGCAGCUCAGCUUCAAGAACAUGUGCAAACUUAAGCCGCUCCUAAACAAGUGGCUGGAGGAGACAGACUCAAACACGGGCAGUCCCACCAAUUUGGACAAGAUUGCUGCGCAGGGCAGGAAACGAAAGAAGAGGACCUCCAUUGAAGUGGGGGUGAAAGGGGCGCUGGAAAAUCAUUUCUUAAAAUGCCCAAAGCCGUCUGCUCAUGAAAUCAGCUCUUUAGCCGGCACUCUGCAGUUGGAAAAAGAGGUUGUCCGUGUUUGGUUUUGCAACAGAAGACAAAAAGAGAAAAGAAUGACACCAGUGGGGGUCCCUCACCCGAAUAUGGAGGACGUAUAUUCCCAAGCAGAGACCCCUCCUCUACACCGCACACUACAGAGUCCUGUGCAGUGACUGUUUUCAUGAACAAUCCGAGAAUUUCUGCGGGGGGAUAGAAAAAGGGAAAGGG
Molecule: messenger RNA, 1183 nt
Organism: Micropterus dolomieu (smallmouth bass)
Lineage: Eukaryota; Metazoa; Chordata; Actinopteri; Centrarchiformes; Centrarchidae
Gene: pou3f1
Product: POU class 3 homeobox 1
Exons: 1
Coding region: 1-1128 (375 amino acids)
Biological process (GO): regulation of transcription by RNA polymerase II; brain development
Cellular component (GO): nucleus
Molecular function (GO): DNA-binding transcription factor activity, RNA polymerase II-specific; RNA polymerase II cis-regulatory region sequence-specific DNA binding
Source: RefSeq, a predicted model, not a curated record